Molecule: messenger RNA, 2061 nt
Organism: Rhizoctonia solani
Lineage: Eukaryota; Fungi; Basidiomycota; Agaricomycetes; Cantharellales; Ceratobasidiaceae
Product: ankyrin repeats
Exons: 11
Coding region: 1-2061 (686 amino acids)
Biological process (GO): protein palmitoylation
Cellular component (GO): Golgi membrane
Molecular function (GO): protein binding; palmitoyltransferase activity
Source: RefSeq, a predicted model, not a curated record
AUGAGCGAGCUUGCCGGUUUCUCGAGCAAGGGGACAGCAGUGACAGCGGUAACUGCAGACAACGCCAGCGCGGCUGACGUUGCUCACAACCCAACGGCGACGAUCCAAGUGCCUGAAGAAGGGGAUGAGACAAACAUCUUUUUGGCUGCACAGAGGGGAGACGUACCUCUCUUGCAGUCGCUGAUCAGUCGAGGAUUGGCGAGUGCCGCAGAUCGUGAUUCACAAAACGUAACGCCGUUACACUGGGCGGCGAUCAAUGCCCAACUGGCAGCAUGCGAAUAUCUCAUCCAGGCAGGUGCAGAAGUCGAUGCUGUCGGAGGUGAACUCGUUAGCACACCCUUGCAAUGGGCCGCACGCAAUGGAUACAUCUAUAUUAUCCAAUUGCUCCUUCAGCAUGGCGCGGACCCCUCGAUCUGCGACGCGCAGGGAUACAAUACUCUUCAUCUCGUCACACACUCUAGUGGAGUCAUGGCUGUUCUCUACAUGCUUCAGCAUUUGGACAAAGUUCCUAUCGACUCGCAGGAUAGUGCUGGACACACUGCGCUCAUGUGGGCUGCUUACCAAGGCGAUGCUCUAUCGGUCGACUUGUUACUGAAGCAUGGCGCGAAGGUUUCGGCAGUGGAUGCCGUCGGCCUUACUCCACUGCAUUGGUCCGUCGUACGAGGGAAUAGAAUGUGUAUCAGGCGCUUGGUCGAAUCAGGAGCCGACCUUAAUGCUCGAAGUCAAGACGGGAAGACUGCGCGAGAUAUGGCUGUUGAACUCAAGAGCAUUGGUGCAUGGCGAAAAGCGCUUGAAGAGGGAGGGUUCGAAGAAGAUGGAAGGAAAAGUGCCAAGCCACUCAAUGAACGAAACACGAAACUCGCUGUCUUACUUACGCCCACCGCCUUCCUCUAUCUCAUAUUCAAAACUAUUGACAUGCUACCCUGGUACUCUGGCAUCCCGCUCGCCAUGGCUGAAUUCUUUGGAAUGCAUCAUAUCAUCUCCCGUGUCCUUCUGAACCACCAGUCUUAUUCCGAGCCGCUAACCGGCUCGCCUUACUUUGCUGGAAUCAUCCUUGGUAGUUUGGUCUGGGUAACUUGGGGGUGGGCAACCAUCCUCGUGCAUGCUCUUCCAGAUCAUUCACUAGCUCACCUCCUAUACUUCGUAUCCGCGUCUUUAUGUGCAUACAACUUCUUCCGCUCUAUCACUCUUGACCCUGGGACAUGUGCCCGACCUGGGAGCGCGGGGGAAAUGAAAGCUGCAAGUUGUCCUCUUACUCCUAUCAUAGAAAAACUUGCGGGAGAGGGAAAACUCAACGGCCAAACGUUCUGCAUCACCUGCAUGGCUAGAAAACCCCUCAGAUCAAAACACUGUCGAGUAUGUGACAAGUGCGUCGCAAGGUUUGACCACCAUUGCCCCUGGGUGUGGAAUUGUGUGGGAGUGAAUAACCACCGACAAUUCAUAAUCUUUGUUUCGACACUUGUAUCUGGCAUCUUCUGGUUCAAUUAUUUAACCUGGCAAUACUUCGCAUUAGAUACACAGACUCCAACUCCCACUCGUCCACCUUCACCCUCCUGCAUCCUCCCAACCGAACUCUGCGCCCUGACUGCCGCACAUACAUUCAUCCUAUCGCUCGCCCUAUGGGCCACUCUCCAACUUUCCUGGACAGACGAUACGGAUUCAUGGGCGGAAAGGGCGGAACCAGUCUCUCGGAGCAACAUGGUCAUUCACACAACCACAGUCAUUCACACGUGCCGGGGUCAUGGUCAUAAGCACAAACUAGGAGGAUGCUGUGGAGGUAUCGUAUCUGCCGUCAUGUCUUUGACCGGACUCGAGCGAUAUACCAAAUUCCGAGCCGGCGAGGGCCUCAAACGCGCCAAAUCGGCGCGAAACCCGUUUUCGAAUGUGUGGGAUGUCCCACCCGAGGGCUUCCUAGAGGCUAAGAGGAGACGAGGGGAUGAUCACGAGGAUUGGAACUCGGGUGCAGGAGGCGGCAAGUUGAUGGGGCGGUUGAGAGCUAUGAUGGGUCAGGGAGCCGUAUCGAGAGGGUACGAGCCUGUGAGGAUGAGUGAGGGUGUGUAA